Messenger RNA from Prunus armeniaca (apricot), 207 nucleotides. NCBI's taxonomy places the organism in Eukaryota, Viridiplantae, Streptophyta, Magnoliopsida, Rosales, Rosaceae. The record is from the annotation of a GenBank genome assembly.
AUGUCCAAUGUUUUAGGUGGAUUCGAUAAGCUCUUGAAAGAAAAUGUUGAGUACUUGGAGGAGCUCAGAAGUUUAGCAGAAAAGGAAGGUGUGUCCAAUCAGGAUAACUUCAUCACAUCUUGCUCAACAGCUGAAAGAAAUGCACUUCUCUCCCAGUGCCUAUGUGUCCUUCCAAGGGUCCAAAUUACACGAGUUGGUUCCGUUUGA